This is a messenger RNA of Trichomonas vaginalis G3, 884 nucleotides long. RefSeq names its product protein of unknown function, DUF4106 family. The transcript has a single exon. The record is from RefSeq and is a predicted model, not a curated record. The annotation marks the transcript as partial. Lineage: Eukaryota; Parabasalia; Trichomonadida; Trichomonadidae.
AUGUACGCCGCUCAGAAUAUAACGCCAACAAUUUUGGAUGCCAUGAACGGAAAUGUUUCCGAAUGGUAUAACGAAUGCGACAAUGCCAUUAGAAGGUCAGAAAUAGUUCCUGGAACUUACGAAUAUACAACUGCUGUUUCUUAUGGAAACGUAGGUGAGUUUGGAGAAGGUUCUUCAACAACAGUAGAUAUUGCUUGCGACAGGUUUCAUAUUAUUUCUAUUGACAACUCAUUCUUAUACGUGGAACAAGACAUUGAAAUAAAACCUUCUGCCAAGUUGUCUGACAAGAAAGGUUGCAAUGGAAUUUUCUAUGUCGGAUACCAAUAUGCUCCAGAAGUUUUCAUGGGAUAUAAGAUAUAUUCUAACUCUGACUUAGUUCAAACAGUAACAUGGGCAAACUAUGAAUGGUUCGCUUUGAGAAACUCAGUACAACCACAAGCUAGAGAACAAACAGACCAGUAUGCAAAUAUUGAGAAAAUAAGAAGACUUGACCCUAACGUUCCAGGAGUUUAUGUUAACCUUUCUGGUUCAGAUGGAACUGCUGCCACUAAAGUAAAACUGAAACUUAGAGUUCCUUUGUCAUCUUUCCUCAUCUUCAGGUUUUUAAGAUACUUGCCAAACUGGGCAGGAAAAAUUUCUAUUGAACUUACUCCAAGCAAAAAUAACUUAGUCAUUGCACCAACACAAGACCCAUUCACUCUUACAGACGUAAAGGGAACAAAUCAAACGUCAUUCGCCGAAUUUUGCAAAGGCAAGGUUGACUUAGACUUUGGUUUCUCAAACUUCAACAAUGAAGUAAACUAUUAUUUCAAUGCUGCUGGAACUGCUUGGGACCCAGUUAAGUUUACAUGCGAAAAAUUUGAAUGCAAGAGAAUAGAAAGCAG